GGGCCGCGCUGCUGCCUGGGCGCGGCGGCGGCGGCGGCGCCCUGUUGAAUGGGCUGUGAGGGCCCAGGUUUGAAGUGCUCGGCGAACGCGGCCUCCGGGGGCGCAAGGCAGCAGCCGCGGUGGCGACCAAACGGGUGUUGGAGUUGGCGGCGGCCAUGGAGGGCCUGGCUGGCUAUGUGUACAAGGCGGCCAGCGAGGGCAAGGUGCUGACUCUGGCCGCCCUGCUCCUCAACCGGUCUGAAAGCGACAUCCGCUAUCUGCUUGGCUAUGUGAGCCAGCAGGGAGGGCAGCGCUCCACGCCCCUCAUCAUCGCAGCCCGCAACGGGCACGCCAAGGUGGUGCGCUUGCUGUUGGAACAUUACCGGGUGCAGACCCAGCAGACCGGCACCGUCCGCUUCGACGGGUAUGUCAUCGAUGGCGCCACUGCUCUUUGGUGUGCCGCGGGAGCUGGACACUUUGAAGUUGUUAAGCUUCUAGUCAGCCACGGAGCCAAUGUGAACCAUACCACCGUCACUAACUCGACCCCACUACGGGCAGCGUGCUUUGACGGCAGACUGGAUAUUGUGAAAUACUUAGUUGAAAAUAACGCCAACAUCAGCAUUGCCAACAAGUAUGACAACACCUGCCUAAUGAUUGCAGCAUACAAGGGACACACUGAUGUGGUCAGAUACCUUUUAGAGCAACGUGCUGAUCCCAAUGCUAAAGCACACUGUGGAGCCACAGCACUGCACUUUGCGGCUGAAGCCGGGCACAUAGAUAUCGUGAAAGAGCUGAUAAAAUGGCGCGCCGCAAUUGUCGUGAACGGCCACGGGAUGACGCCCCUGAAGGUGGCUGCCGAGAGCUGUAAGGCUGAUGUUGUUGAACUGUUACUCUCUCAUGCUGAUUGUGACCGAAGAAGUCGCAUUGAAGCCUUGGAACUCCUGGGUGCCUCCUUUGCAAAUGACCGUGAGAACUAUGAUAUCAUGAAGACAUACCACUAUUUGUACUUAGCCAUGUUGGAGAGGUUUCAAGAUGGUGAUAACAUCCUUGAAAAAGAGGUUCUGCCACCAAUCCAUGCGUAUGGGAAUAGAACUGAAUGUAGAAAUCCUCAGGAACUGGAAGCCAUUCGGCAAGACAGAGAUGCUCUUCACAUGGAAGGCCUUAUAGUUCGGGAGCGGAUUUUAGGUGCUGACAACAUCGAUGUUUCCCACCCCAUCAUUUACAGGGGGGCUGUCUACGCGGACAACAUGGAAUUUGAACAGUGUAUCAAGUUGUGGCUGCAUGCCCUGCACCUCAGGCAGAAGGGUAACAGGAAUACUCACAAGGAUCUUCUUCGAUUCGCUCAAGUUUUCUCACAGAUGAUCCAUUUGAACGAAACUGUGAAGGCCCCGGACAUAGAAUGUGUUUUGAGAUGCAGUGUUUUGGAAAUAGAACAGAGUAUGAACAGAGUGAAAAAUGUUACAGAUGCUGAUGUACACAACGCCAUGGACAAUUACGAAUGUAAUCUCUAUACCUUUCUGUAUUUAGUGUGCAUCUCCACCAAAACACAGUGCAGCGAAGAAGAUCAGUGCAAAAUUAACAAGCAGAUCUACAACCUGAUCCACCUCGACCCCAGAACUCGGGAAGGUUUCACCUUGCUGCAUCUCGCGGUCAACUCCAACACGCCAGUGGACGAUUUCCAUACCAAUGACGUCUGCAGCUUUCCCAACGCGCUUGUCACCAAGCUGCUGCUGGACUGUGGUGCCGAAGUGAAUGCUGUGGACAACGAGGGCAACAGUGCGCUGCAUAUCAUUGUGCAGUACAACAGGCCCAUCAGUGACUUCCUGACCUUGCACUCGAUCAUCAUCAGCCUGGUUGAAGCUGGCGCUCACACUGACAUGACGAACAAACAGAAUAAGACUCCGCUCGACAAAAGCACAACUGGGGUCUCAGAAAUACUACUUAAAACUCAAAUGAAGAUGAGUCUCAAGUGCCUGGCUGCCCGAGCAGUUCGGGCUAAUGACAUUAACUACCAAGACCAGAUCCCCAGAACUCUUGAAGAGUUUGUUGGAUUUCAUUAAGUGACUGGAUAUGUAAAAUCGUUUAAUGUGGUGCUAAAAAGUAAAGGACUUUAAUCACAGACAAUAGAAUUAUGUGUUCAUAAAUUCUGCUUUUCUUUCCACUACCCUUCCUCCCAACCCAGCCUCCCUUAGUUCUGUAUUUGUUCCUGCCUGUUAUGGGAAUCGAUUUCAAACACACUUUAGACAAAGCCACACUGUUUAGGUGUAAUUAGAGUUUGAGGUAUUCGGACCGUUGAUCACCUAACAAUUUCUCCUUUUUUUUUCCUCUUUAAAGGAACGAAUAUGAAAUAUUUUGUUUAUAUAGUAGGGGACAUUUAUGAUUUCAAGUUGAUGAUGUUUAAACAGCUGCCUACAGCAGUGUUUCUGUUAAGCCCAUGUCAGUGUGUUUUCCACGCCGCAAUUUGGAGGAUUUCAUGAAGAAGAGGAACUACAAAGGAACGUGGAAAGUGGUGGGAUAUUCAGGUGUUCUGCCCAUGCCAAGCUGCUGCGGAUAGCUGUCACUCUUCAUUUCUUCUGCGGAGGGCUGCAACACACAUUAACAUCAGAGGAUUUAAAAAACAGCUGCAGAUGAAUCUGAAUGUGCUACUUCAAUAACAACACUUGCAAAUGUUUCAAGUUAAAUCCUUUGAAAUUGUUGCAUAAUUGUGGAUACUAUAGACAAAGUGGUAGUAAUCUUAAAACCAGUUUUUCAAAGAAUACUGAUGAACUCUUUGCCCUUAGGCGCUAAUUCUUCAAAGCCUGUUUUAAUGAAAUUUAUCUAAAUUGCAGCAGUCUGCAUUUGAUUCAUUUUAUGGAUGUGUAAAAAUUAUGAAUUCUGUGUUUUCUUAUGAAACAAAUUGUCACAAUAUAGUUACACAUUCUAUUUUUGUCCCCUUCUCCCUUCCCUCUUGUGUCGUUUCUUCCACAAAUUGGAAAACUACUUUUCCAGAGGGCAUUAUUUGUGCCUCCCUAAUAAGGUGUUUGUGACAGAUGAAAAAGAACCAGGAUAUUUUUGAACUUUUCCUUUCUUAGUCUGUGACAAGAAGUAGAAAAAUUACUGAUGUGGUCCAGGAAAUAAAAUGUUUUUGAGGAUGAAAAUAAUUCUCAAUUCCAGCUGAAAGGUAUUUUUUGUCAGAACUACAAAAUUUUCAGCCACACAAUGUUCCUUAUUCCGACAGCUCUACAGGAGUCUUUAUGCUUUUCUGUUUGGUUUGGUUUUAAUGGCAACAUUCUAACUGUCAGAUACUGAAAGUAUUCUGUGGUUAUCUUUUAAGCAUCACAGAAAUUCAAGUCAAGGAUACACAUCUCUUUCUAUUGAUAUUAAAAACGAUAAAGUAAAAUUAGCCGUAUCUGUAAUUUUCUCUCUAGUGCCAAACGAAUGCCUUUGCUACUCAUAGUGCAUGGUACUGUAAGUGAAGAUCUGCAGCUUUCUUUUUUCCUUAACAAAAAGCAUUAUAACGACGUGGCUACAUCAGAUACACACUUAGACAAACCCGUAAGGUUUCAAUCAACAUUUUAUGUGCGGACGUUGCUUUGUAAAAUACAAGAGAAAGGUUGCAGUUGGAGCAGUGUCAAACAAUGACCGAGCCAAAAUCAGCACCUAGGGCCUUAAAUAAAACAGAGAUACCCCACGAAAAGAGAUACUUUGAAGGGUGGGAGGAGAUGGAAAGGGAGGUUUAAACACUUUUUCCCUCCGGGAAGCAUGAGACUUCUGUUAACACUUUGACUGUCUUCUUUGCUUCAGUUAGGAAUGCUUUGAUGGUCGAUUCUGCCCUGUUGAUAGAUACGUGAUUUCCUAACAUGAGAUUUUAUAAAGAGGCUUUUUUAGGAUGGCUUAAAGGAAGGUGUUUGAGCCCUAAUUUGAGAAUUACCCAACCUUGAUCCUGCUAGUGUGAGUCAGGGAAAUCCUGUAGCCUGUUCUCGGCAGCUCUCAGCUCUCCGUGGCCUGAAGGAGAAAAUGCGCUUUUCCUUAAGGUGAGUGAAUCCUGCCUUUUCCAUGGCUCGGACCAGACCCUUUGUUCUUCACAGUGCAAGGCCUGCUUGUUGGACAGUCUGGGGAAUGGCUAUGAUACUUGGUAUUCAGUUGGCUCCAUUAUUGAUGUGUAUGAUUUUUAAACACUUGAAAUAUCAGAUAAUGUUGCAUGUUUUAAAAACACAUUUCAUCCCUUUGGCUACCCAGGACUAGCACUAUUUAAGACAUUAGUUACAAAAUAAAGAUACCGACUAUGUACAUAUUCAGACAUCAAAAUGUAAUGUCCCUCAGUGUUGUGGAAGAGGGAAGACUGUGCUGGAGAAGGUAAAACCGUGCUGAUUGGAAAGCUGACAAAGAUGGAGAAAGAAUCGAAGAGAGUGAAUGACAUAUGAACUGUGCUGAUGGUAACUAGAUUUUUUUUCAACUGUAGUAUAGUAGUACAUUGUGCGCUCUCUCGCUGGGGAUCUAAUUCUGUCUUGUAAAACCGAUGUGUUUUGUGAAACACCUGUAUAAAAGCAUUCUUGAAACAAGUGAUCUACAUGCCUGUUUUUUUAAAAAUUUUGGUAGAAUUAUUUAAAAGUAUGUUUAGCCAAAACCUUCCCAAACUUAGUAUUUUUUUGUUUGUUUGCUGUUUUAAAAGGAAAAUAGAUAUUUUAAAAGGAAAAUAGAUAAGAAAGGUUAUAGUUUUACACCUCAGCUCACUACAAACUCUAGGCUGACUCCACUGUGCAGCCACUGUUGUCUUUUGACUUCUAUUAUUGGUAGAAAUCUGCUUUGAACUGUAACUCUUCCUGGAGAGCAUUACAGAUUGGCUCAGAACUUCUCUGUCCUGAUACGUGAUUUCUUCUAUGUCCUACAGAUCUGGAUGAGCUGGAGGCCUGGGUGGAUGCUUUAUAUUGGCCAGCCCUGACUUAAGUGGGCUUCACACUUGCAGUAGAAUUGGUGAAAUUGAACUCUGGAGUUAAAAUGACUAACUCCAGGAGUGUGCAGCAAAUUCACCCCUUUCACUGAUGCAGAAGGGGGACAUUUUCACUAAGAACCGAUGCUGACAACCUGAGUUUAUUCGGUCUACCCUGCUCUAGUGGGGCCACAGCCCACCUACCUAAGGUUCAUUGCUGUGGGAACUUUUUAAUAGACUAGCUAAAAAGUGGAUUAUCUGUAGGCCUUUUUCCGGAGAAGGGUUUGUUUCACGUACUGAUAGUUAAUGGUGGCUAACAGUGAGCCUGUAGCGAGGUGUAAUAGCAUUGUUUGAUGUAAAAUCAGAUUUGAAGGCAGCAGCUCCCUCAUGCUGCCUGUUUGACGAGUGUUUUUGAAAAUCAACAUUUCCAGGGAGCAGCACCCUGUUAGGGUUCCUACCACAAUUGAGGCAGCUACUUUCUGAAUAAGACCACUCUGGGUAACUCAAUGAGAAGCAUUUUUGGGGGGGAUGGGAUGGGGUGCACAUUUGAGUUGCCAUAGCUUGGAUUAAGUACUAUUGGCUGGUUUAGAAGCGGCUGGCAGUUGAACCAGUGAGUAGGUGAAAGAAAGUGCAGUGGGCUUGUUUUCAUGGUCGAUUUUCUGUAAAAACCUUAACUGUUCCACUUCAGACUAGCCAGGCUUCUGCUUUCCUCACUGAUUCUACUCUAACUUUGAAAGGGGUUAAAGAAAGCAAAAGUCUGCCUUUCUCUCUGUGAGAAGUGUUUAGUCCAGGAGAUUGGAAGCUGUGUGUUCAUUGCUCCUCUGAAGACGCACAGCCAUGUCCUGGAUAGCUUCUCUCGAAAGGAGAAGGCGCCUCGCCGUGUCUGUCCCAUGGCAGGGCUCUCGCAGACUUGCCCAAAUCUCACGGGCUGGCUUGUACAGUUCCCCUCCCCUAAAUACAGGAUCUGACAUAAAUCCUUCAUUGAUAGUGGUGAUACAUUAGUUUUUAGAACUGUAAAAUAAAUGUGGUCUCUAGUCCUAGGUUUGUGGUGUGUCCUUUUGUGUUACUGUGUAGGGAAGGGGCAGUGACUUGGUGGCGAUGGGGCAUGUGUCUUGCUGUGUGUGCAGGGGCAAGCAUUGCUGAAGUACUAACAGCCUUUCAUUUAGGAGUGAGUCAUGGCAUGAGCGGCCUAACCAGAAAAAUGACGGAGUGAAGACACAAGCUUGCCGAGUUGGUGAUGUGAACCAGGUUCUGUAUCUGUUUUUUAUCAGGUGUUGUAAAAUUGUGCAUGGCCUUUUUUCUUGUUGCUUAAUAAUUGGGAGAGGAAAAAAACCCCUCCGCUUUCCUAACCAAUCUUCGCAGAGGCACAUCGUUGGGGAGUAAAGUCUGCCUGGCCUAACCUAUUGGAGAGAUCUGUCCUUGAAAAGCACCCUCCCUGUAGUCCUCCGUGUGGGGGAGUCGCCUUGUUGUAUUCUGUGCAUUAGAACAAACCAAUGAUGUCAUUCGAUUGUGUACUUUUGUCAAAUCAUUUAUGUGACUUUAAUAAAAUAGUGAACUUGCUGACUGCAUCAGAGGUCUAUUAGUGAUUUGUAUAUUGCAUGGCCUUUUUUUUUCCCCUAUUUGAGUUUGACAUGUCGAAUCACUCUUUUUAAUUUAGUGGCAACGGACAGUCCUAAUAGCUCAGCUAAUUUGAAACUAACAAACUUGCUGUACAAAAGGAAAAAUAUGGUGUUUGUG
This is a messenger RNA of Lepus europaeus (European hare), 6625 nucleotides long. It is a transcript of the gene FEM1B, whose product is annotated as fem-1 homolog B. The coding region runs from base 156 to 2039 and encodes 627 amino acids. Gene Ontology annotation, molecular function: protein binding. The record is from RefSeq and is a predicted model, not a curated record. Lineage: Eukaryota; Metazoa; Chordata; Mammalia; Lagomorpha; Leporidae. The transcript is spliced from 2 exons.